AUGGCGUCGUUUUGCGCGGCGAGGACUUUCCAUAUUCCGGCGAUGAACGGCGGCGUUUUUCGCCGUAGGGCAUCGUGGGCCGCCGGAAUUGGUGGAGCCACGGUUGCCGGCGUCGCACUCUUGCGUUCGUCUUCGUCUAAGCGCUCUCUGCCAUUCGCGUGCAGGAGCCUCUCUACUGAUACCAGAAUAAAGGAAGCUGUUCAGACUGAAAAGGCCCCAGCGGCAUUGGGGCCGUACUCUCAAGCAAUCAAAGCCAACAACCUUCUGUUUGUGUCGGGUGUUCUUGGCCUUGUUCCCGAGACUGGAAAGUUCAUCUCUGAUAACGUUGAAGAUCAGACAGAGCAGCUUCUCAAAAAUAUGGGGGAGAUACUAAAAUCUGGGGGUGCUGGCUAUUCAUCAGUUGUUAAGACAACAAUAUUGUUGGCUGACUUGAAGGACUUCAAGAAAGUUAAUGAGAUCUAUGCUAAAUACUUCCCUUCACCUGCCCCGGCUCGGUCAACGUAUCAAGUAGCUGCCUUGCCAAUGGAUGCCAAGAUUGAAAUUGAGUGCAUAGCAUCACUUUGA
Molecule: messenger RNA, 564 nt
Organism: Sphenostylis stenocarpa
Lineage: Eukaryota; Viridiplantae; Streptophyta; Magnoliopsida; Fabales; Fabaceae
Source: the annotation of a GenBank genome assembly